Molecule: messenger RNA, 962 nt
Organism: Carica papaya (papaya)
Lineage: Eukaryota; Viridiplantae; Streptophyta; Magnoliopsida; Brassicales; Caricaceae
Product: Ribosomal L18p/L5e family protein
Biological process (GO): translation
Cellular component (GO): ribosome
Molecular function (GO): 5S rRNA binding; structural constituent of ribosome
Source: RefSeq, a predicted model, not a curated record
ACAUAUGGAGAAAUGGGAAGCACUUAGCCUGUGAACUGAGGAUGCUGAAAGAGAGAGAGGUGAUUGGCAAUCCCUUGGGCGUACCCGCGAAGACAGUGUUGAUGGCUCUGCAGGCGCGCCUUGCGCGAUGAGCAACACCUGAAGCUGGUAUAACUUGCAGGCACGGGUGCGAUUUCACAAGGUUUGGUUUUUAAACAAAGCGAAAGCCUAGGGUUUUGGGAGGGAAAUUGAAAGGAAAAAGGGAUCCAAAAAUCAGGAGGAGGUCGAACUGAGACUGCAGAGGACAGAGCUUGGCGGUGGUUUAUUUGAUCAUAUAAAGAACGCAAGAAAGAAGAGUAGUGGUUGACAGAUUUAAGCAGAAUUGUUAGAGGAUGACAGUUCUGAAGAGGUACGUGCUAAGGUUGUUCAUAUCAUUGAAGUACAUUACAGCUAACGUGGUAGACAGAAACAACGGCAGGAUAGUUGCCACAGCAUCAACAGUUGAACAUGCCAUUAAAGGCUCGCUCGAAUGUGGUCGGUCUUGCAAUGCCAAGGCGGCAGCCAUUGUUGGAGAGGUGUUGGCCAUGAGACUGAAGGUUGAUGGUCUUGAAGAGGGUCAGGGAAGAGGAAUACACGUAGAUGCAAACAAAGAGGUGGAGAAGAAAGGGUUUAAGAACCGCACUAAAGUAUGGGCUCUUGUCAAUGCCCUUAAGAACAAUGGGGUCAAACUCAUUCUUGAUGAUAAUGAUGAUAGUAUUUCUCGGCCUAACUUCUGAUGCAUUUUUGCUCCCUUUUGUAUGUGUUAAUAGUUCUGAAGAGUAGUGGUUUUGAUAAUAAAUGUUAUGAGGCUUCUGUAUUGAAGUUAUUUUUUAUUUUAUUUGAAGGGAAAGUCUAUUGUCAACAAAGCAGCAAAGUGAAGCCAAGAUAUCGACAAGGCUGCUUGUAAGGUUCUUGUCAAAAGAAAAAGGUUGACCUUUAACAAA